Scomber japonicus (chub mackerel) is the source of this 315-nucleotide messenger RNA. Its product is annotated as complement C1q-like protein 2. Bases 1 to 315 code for a protein of 104 amino acids. The transcript is spliced from 5 exons. Gene Ontology annotation, molecular function: protein binding. The record is from RefSeq and is a predicted model, not a curated record. NCBI's taxonomy places the organism in Eukaryota, Metazoa, Chordata, Actinopteri, Scombriformes, Scombridae.
AUGAACGCCAGUGAAAAUGAGGUGGAUGAGCUCAAGAUAGAGAGUGCAGAUAUGAUGACCAGAUUGAAAAUCAGUGAAAACGAGGUGGAGGAGCUCAAGAGACAGAAUGCAGACCAACCAAAGGUGGCGUUCUCACUUGGUCUCACUGACAGCGGACUAAUUGGACCCUUCAAUACUGCCAUCACACUUAAAUUCAGUAAAGUCAUCACCAACUUUGGUCAGGUCUACAGUCCAACUACAGGUCUCUUCACAGCCCCAGUCAGAGGAGCCUACUACUUCUCAUUCACUACACUGGAUUACCGGAUUCAGUGUUGA